Pyrenophora tritici-repentis Pt-1C-BFP is the source of this 1359-nucleotide messenger RNA. RefSeq lists its product as uncharacterized. Gene Ontology annotation, molecular function: L-2-aminoadipate:2-oxoglutarate transaminase activity; aromatic-amino-acid:2-oxoglutarate transaminase activity; pyridoxal phosphate binding. The record is from RefSeq and is a predicted model, not a curated record. Gene Ontology annotation, biological process: aromatic amino acid catabolic process; L-tyrosine biosynthetic process. Lineage: Eukaryota; Fungi; Ascomycota; Dothideomycetes; Pleosporales; Pleosporaceae.
AUGAAGGCAGUUAAAUUUCUUGGUAACCCAGGAAUUAUUUCGCUCGGCACAGGCAUUCCAUCUAGCGAUUAUUUUCCGUUUGAAGAGCUGUCUAUGAAAUUACCUGCCGUUGGUCGCUUUUCAGAGGCUGAAACAAGGGACUUUGGUGUUACUAUUAGUGUUGGCAAACACGAUCUAAUGCACCAUAGAUCUGUAUUUGAUAUCUCUACAGCAUUCAAUUAUGGCCCCGGAUCUGGCUCAGCACAACUCUUGCGGUGGAUCACCGAACAUACAGAUCUCAUACAUAAUCCGCCGUAUCGAGACUGGCGUUGCUCGAUGAGCGUUGGAAAUACAUCUGCGAUUGAGAUGGUUUUUAGAUUGCUUGCCGAGCGUGAGGAUUCGGUGCUUUUCGAAGAGUACACCUUUACCGGUGCUGUCGAAAUAGCUACUCCUCUCGGUAUCUGCCCGAUCGGCGUUCCCAUAGACUCUGAAGGUCUCCUGCCAGAGGGAUUGGACGAUAUUCUCUCCAAUUGGGAUAUUCAAACACGUGGCACUCGUAAACCACACCUCUUGUAUUCCAUCCCGACCGGACAAAACCCCACAGGUGCUACCCAGACUGCCGCCCGCCGCCGCUCUAUAUACAAAGUCUGUCAGAAACACGACGUACUCAUAAUUGAAGACGACCCCUAUUAUUACUUGCAAAUGGAACCUUACCAUCAUGACUCUAGCACUGCUGUAGCGGCUCUGUCAUCGCAUACUAAAUUCCUACAGUUGCUCGUGCCAAGUUUCCUCUCUAUGGACACAGACGGUCGUGUUAUUCGAUUCGACACUUUUUCCAAGGUGGUCGCGCCAGGCUCUCGCAUAGGAUGGGUGACGGUAUCGCAGCAGAUUAUCGAGAAAUACAAAGCACACUCUGGAUUGUCGACCCAGGGCCCGUCUGGAGUAUCACAGCUCAUCCUCUGGAAGUUACUAGACGAGCACUGGGGCCACGCGGGAUAUCUUGACUGGCUUCUCUACCUACGCAAAGAAUAUACAUCUCGGCGGGCCACCAUUCUAUCUGCUUGUGAAGAAUUCCUCCCUAAACAGGUUGUGUCAUGGGCCCCACCUAGAGCAGGGUUCUUCAACUGGCUGCAGAUAGACUUUCGUCGGCAUCCAAACUAUCCUCAACAAGACAUACUUGCAAUUGAGGAGCAGUUAUUCAUGCGGGUUAUUAACCAUGGUACAUGGAUUCUGUGUGGUCGCUGGUUCAGGGCAGACUCAACGCAACCCCUUAACUUAUUAUCCUUCAGGUUGACAUAUGCUGCAGCCCCAGCGGAACAUAUCAGCGAAGGAAUAAAGAGACUAGGGGCGGCGAUCAGAGAAGAAUUCAGAUUGGAAUAG